AUAGGAUCCCCACCGCAACCUUUCAAAGUUCUGCUCGACACAGGGAGCGACCUCCUUUGGGUUCCCGAUGCAGCCUCUUCAGCAUGUCGCAAUGACACAUGUGCUGGCGGCCAGUUCACCUCCAAUGCCUCUACAACCUUUUCAGCCGCCGAAAAUGCACUUCCAUUCAAGAUAGCCUAUAUGGACGGAUCUCUAGAGCAAGGGGUAUAUGCCGCAGAUAUGGUUGGCCUGGGCGAUGUCUCGCUGACCAACUUCACCUUCGGUCUCGCGAGUACUGUCCAGAUCUCCCCGAGUAUUCCGGACGGACCACAGUUCGGCAUCAUGGGAAUCUCCUACAGCUCCGCGCGGGAAUACAAUUGUACGAACUCGGAGCAACCGAGCACUUGCGCCGUGAUUCCCACGGUGAUUGACCGAAUGCACGAUUCCGGUGUCAUUGGCUCGCGCUCUUAUUCGAUCUACUUGGACGACAUUGUCGAGCAGAAAGGAAAUAUCCUCUUCGGUGCGGUCGAUACCGCCAAAUUCUAUGGCGACCUUGUCACUAUGAACACUGUAAAGCCGCGC
Messenger RNA from Pseudocercospora fijiensis CIRAD86, 561 nucleotides. RefSeq lists its product as uncharacterized. Gene Ontology annotation, molecular function: aspartic-type endopeptidase activity. Lineage: Eukaryota; Fungi; Ascomycota; Dothideomycetes; Mycosphaerellales; Mycosphaerellaceae. Gene Ontology annotation, biological process: proteolysis. The annotation marks the transcript as partial. The transcript has a single exon. The record is from RefSeq and is a predicted model, not a curated record.